Maudiozyma saulgeensis is the source of this 3132-nucleotide messenger RNA. The record is from the annotation of a GenBank genome assembly. NCBI's taxonomy places the organism in Eukaryota, Fungi, Ascomycota, Saccharomycetes, Saccharomycetales, Saccharomycetaceae.
AUGAUAACUGAUGAGACAUAUGCAGAUGAUAUCAAUAAUAAGAUAUUCAAUUCUUUAGCUGAUGUAUUCCAGCAAGCUCAGGAGACAUAUGCAGGACAUCGUAAGCAUGUAGCUGUAUUGAAAAAAAUACAAUCAAAGGCAACAGCUCAAGGUUAUUCGGAUGCUUUUAAUUAUUGGUUUAAUAAAUUGGUCACUAGCGUGUUACCUCUAAAGAAAAGUGAAAUAAUUGGUGAUAGAAUAGUUAAAUUAAUUGCUGCAUUUGUUGCUUCUUUGGAUAAAGAAAAUGAAUUGAUAAGUAACAAGAGAAAGAAUGAAGAAUUAGAUGAUAAUUUAUCUGAAAAGGAAAAAAUUACAACAAAAUUUAUUGAUGGGUUUAUAAGGCAUAUCUUAAGAGGUGUCGAAAGUAAAGAUAAAAAUGUAAGAUUUAGAGUAAUGCAAUUAUUAGUAGUAAUUAUGGAUAAUAUUGGAGAAAUUGAUGUUAAUCUUUAUAAUUUAUUGAUGUGGUCCCUUAAAAAAAGAAUAUAUGAUAAAGAACCAAUUGUACGUAUUCAAGCUGUCUUUUGUUUAACUAAAUUACAAAGUGAUGAUGAGGAUUAUGAUCAAGAUAUGGAUGAAGAAUCAGGAGAAACUAAGGCUACCGAUACCCUUAUGCAUUUAAUACAAAACGAUCCAUCUGCAGAAGUGAGACGUGCUACAAUGUUGAAUAUUAUAAAUAAUGAGAACACUAGAGCUCAUAUUUUGGAGAGAGCAAGAGAUAUUAACCCAAUAAAUAGACGAUUGGUUUAUUCAAGAGUAUUGAAGUUAAUGGGAAAAAGAUGUUUCACCGAUCUAAACCCAAGAAUAUUAGAUCAAUUGAUGGAAUGGGGUUUAGAAGAUAGAGAAGAACCUGUAAGAAAGGCUUGUCAAAGGUUAAUGGCGAAUCAUUGGGUCAAUCUAUUUAAUGGGGAUCUAAUUGAAUUGCUGGAGAAUCUCGACGUAGUCAACUCAAAGAGUGCGGUAACAAUGAUGGAGAGCCUUUUCUCUUUAAAACCAGAAAUAUUAUCACAAAUUAAAUUGACAGAGGAGAUUUGGAACAAACUAACUGUUGAAUUUGUAUUUUUAUUUCGUUGUUUCUUCAUUUAUUCUUUAGAAAAUAAUUUAAUCGAGGACGUUGAUGGUAGCUUCCCAGAAGCAUCACGUCUAGCAAAUUAUUUGAAUGUUUAUAUAUCCAAAAGAUUUUUGGAAGAAAAUGAAGAUCUAUCAUCUCUCGAUAAAACUCAUUUAGAAUUCAUUAUAGAACAAUUAUUGAUAACGGCACAUAGAUAUGAUUAUAGUGAUGAAAUUGGUAGACGGUCAAUGUUAACAGUUAUCAGAAAUAUGCUUAAUAUUACUGAUUUAUCAGACUCCUUAAUAAAAUCGGGUCAUGAAGUCUUGAAAGUUCUUUCGAUAAAUGAAAAAGAUUUUAUAUCAAUGGCUAUUGAAAUAAUUAAUGAUAUUAGAGAUGAUGAUAUUGAAAAUCAGGAACAAGAAGAAACGGAAGAGCGGGCUAAAAAAGCCAAAUCAAAGGAUCAAUCAUCUAAAAACGGGGAUGAUAUCGGAGGAAAUGAUUAUAGUAAUGAUGAUGUCGACAAUAAUCCGAUUACUUCAUUUCAUUCGGCAGUAGAAAAUUUAGUUAAUGGUAAUGAACCUGUGAAUGAGGAUGCGCUGAGUAAUAUACAACCAGAAAGGGAAGCGAGACCUCAGGCUAUCCUGUUGUGUCUAACAAGGGCAUGCUAUAUGCUCGAAUUAGUCACUGAAAAUGUUUCAGGUAAUAUUCUAAUAACGUCAUUGAUUGACACCUUAAUUACACCUGCCGUCAGAAAUAGCGAGUCUACUAUCCGUGAAUUAGGUGUUAAAUGUUUAGGUCUUUGUUGUUUGUUAGAUCUUCAAUUAUCUAUUGGAAGUAUGUACAUCCUUGGGAUGUGUAUUUCAAAGGGUAACGCAUCGCUAAAAUACAUUGCGUUGCAAGUUAUUGUUGAUAUCUUUUCUGUGCAUGGUACAGCAGUUGUGGAUGGUGAAGGCAAAGUUGACUCUAUAUCCAUACACAAGAUAUUUUACAAAGUUUUAAAAAAUGACGAACACAAAGAUUGCCAAGUUAUUGCAGCCGAAGGUUUGUGUAAGUUAUACUUGGCAGAUAUAUUUACUGACGACGAUUUAUUUGAAGCAUUGAUUUUAUCAUACUUUUCUCCUGUUAAUUCGGCCAAUGAAGCUUUAGUUCAAGCAUUUGCCUUCUGUGUCCCAGUAUAUUGUUUUUCGCACAAAAGCCAUCAACAACGUAUGUGUCGAAUUGCAUGUGAUAUGUUUUUAAGAUUAUGUAUCCUAUGGGAUGGUCUACAGAACUCAGAAGACCCAGAAGUGGAUAAAGAAAAAAUGAUGAAACCUAACAUGAUAUUUCAGCAACUGGUAUUUUGGACAGAUCCAAGAAAAAUUGUCAAUCAACGUGAAGAAAAUUAUCAGUCAGAAGUUUCGCAAUUGAAAUUUUUAUUAGAAAUUCUUAAAGCUAUUACUCAAAUUGAGAAUAGAGCCAUCAAAAGAAUGGUCUUGACAAAUCUAAACACUUUUUAUAUUACGUCACACCAUGGUACGACAGUUCUUGAAGAACUUAUGAUGCAUUUAGAGGAUAUUUUAGAAAACGAGCAAAUAGAUACGAUUAGUAGAAACUCUUUAGAAAAAUUCGAAAACACUGUAGUGGAGGCAGUAGAAACGGCACGUAAGAAUAGUCCAGUCGGCAGUUCUGAGACGUCUAUGACAUCUGAUGAAUUGACUACUGAACAGUAUUCUCAAAUAUUGGAAUCAUCCCAAAUUGUUGAGAAGGAAGUAGAUUUCGAAAAGGAAAAUGAAAGCGAUAUCUUAGAAACUAACAAUUUAGAAAAUGAUAAGGAAACUAACGCUGAAAAUGAUCCUAUACCACAACUCGAGAGCACGAGGAAAAGAGACAGAAGUGCAAUGGAAACGAGUGAUGAUAUAAUAAACAUAAUACCAACAAAGGAGCUGUCUGGAAAAAAUGUCAGUUUUGCGAUUUCUUCAGAUUCUAAUAAUGAAAGUUUAUCUGAAAAUGGAUAUAAUAGUUAUAAUGAAUGGAACAGUGAUAUUGAUGUCAAUAUGGAAGAUUAA